AUGCCAGCAGACGCCUCCCAGGACGCGGGACACGGGUGUCCCCAGGGGGCGACGCUCAGCUGGGACAUCAACGACCCGCGGAUGCCCCCGAAGCCGGCCCACUUCGACCACUUCCGGGAGUGGCCCGAUGGCUAUGUGCGCUUCAUCUACAGCAGCACAGAGAAGAAGGCGCAGCGCCACCUGAGCGGCUGGGCCAUGAGAAACACCAACAACCACAACGGCCACAUCCUGAAGAAGUCGUGCCUGGGCGUGGUGGUGUGCGCCCGGGCCUGCGCCCUGCCCGAUGGCUCUCGCCUACAGCUGCGCCCGGCCAUCUGCGACAAGGCCCGGCUCAAGCAGCAGAAGAAGGUUUGUCCCAACUGCCAGUCUGCUUUGGAGUUGAUUCCUUGCCGAGGGCACAGCGGAUAUCCAGUCACUAAUUUCUGGCGCCUUGAUGGCAGUGCAAUAUUUUUUCAGGCCAAGGGGGUUCACGAUCACCCAAGACCAGAGAGUAAGUCAGAGACAGAAGCUAGAAGAAAUGCCCUCAAGAGACAGAUGGCCUCAAUUUACCAGGCCCAGAAAAAGAGAACUCAGGAACCUGAGGUAGGAGAGAAUCAAGAUAGCAGUGGACAUUUCAACAACACAUCUCUCCUGGAAAGUCCACAGCUGUUUGAUUUACUUCCUGACACCAGCUUCUCUAGUCCAGGGCAGACUUGCCCUUCCUUCCCAAAUUUGGAUGUUUACACAGCUCCCUGUGAUCUGGCCAGCUUUCAAGGGCACCUCACAUCCGCCUUCCAGAAAUAUCCAAACCCAAGCAUUUAUUGGCCCGGGCCACCUUACAGCUAUGACUUGGCAGGCCCUGAAUACCCAAGUCCAGGCCCAUAUCCCACCCUUUAUAAAGAUUCCACCAGCAUCCCUAGUGACACAGACUGGGUUGACCUUAACGCACUGCAAUAUAACAUCAGUUCCUACAGCAGCUAUGAAAGCAGCUUUGAUUUCACUGGUAAACAGUGUGGAUGGAAACCAGGCUUUGCAAAACUGGGCCUGGAGGAGCGGACUGAGCAUGGACAGCUCCAGGCCAUGGCCAGGUGCCCUUAUUACAACGCUGAGCUUCCCUGCAGAUACCUCGUGACGUCCUCCGCAGGUGGCCCCGCCCUGCAGACUGUGAUCACCACCACUACCAAGGUGUCCUACCAGGCCUACCAGCGACCCACUCUGAAACACAGUGGCAGCAUGCAGGAGGGUGGCAGCUUUUCCAGCUGCAGCUUUGCUUCUGAAGACGGCCUUGUGUCCAUCUGUCCCGAAGCCUUGGACGCCCCGUCUGGAAUCCCGAGGGCAGCCUCUCCUGUGGGGAGGGCGAGUUUGAAAAUCCCAGGGGAUUUCUGGGUCAACAGACCCACUGCGGCUUUUCCUCAAGAGGCAGCUGCCUCCAGGACAGACGGAGCAGACCCCUGGGAUGUGUGUCUGCCUGGGCUGGGAUCUGAGAUCAGUUUCUCAGACAGAGUGGGUCUGCUCUUUAGUUACGACAGUGAGGACUUCUGAUCGACCCUGGUCGUGCUGUGAUACUGGUGUGCACGCAGGAGGUGAAAUGCA
Fukomys damarensis (Damara mole-rat) is the source of this 1572-nucleotide messenger RNA. It is a transcript of the gene Gcm2, whose product is annotated as glial cells missing transcription factor 2. Bases 1 to 1521 code for a protein of 506 amino acids. The transcript has 5 exons. NCBI's taxonomy places the organism in Eukaryota, Metazoa, Chordata, Mammalia, Rodentia, Bathyergidae. Gene Ontology annotation, molecular function: DNA-binding transcription activator activity, RNA polymerase II-specific; RNA polymerase II cis-regulatory region sequence-specific DNA binding. Gene Ontology annotation, biological process: regulation of transcription by RNA polymerase II; gliogenesis. The record is from RefSeq and is a predicted model, not a curated record. Gene Ontology annotation, cellular component: nucleus.